AUGGAUGAUAGAGGCGACAGCCAGCUUAGAGACUUGGAAAAGGAUUAUUGUCCCCCUCUCGACCCAGCCUUGUUUACCGCUAUUAUCUCCGACUAUGACCUCUCCGACGCAGCUCAGCUCCAGCAACUUCGCGAAACACUGGACACUCUUAAGCUAUCUGCAUGGGAGCAGGAAGAUCUCCCGUUCGAUCCGUCCGGUACAAGCGGUUUGGGUACAAAUGGUGUCGACUCGGAAGGCAUACCGUCAGAGCACAGCGUGUCGCAAAACGACACUGUGCAGUCGCGCGACACAGACAUCACGAGCUUAGCAUCGGAGUUUUCCUCUGCCAGCGUAGGCGACAAGGGCUCGCAAAAUGGUAAGAAAGUCUCUCCGCGCGUAUCAUACAUCAUUGGCGCAGAUGGGUCGCUGUCACUAUCAGGAGCAAACGAGGAGGAUAAGAUUGGGUACUUGUCGGAAAUGUUUCCGUCCGUCGAAAAAUUUACCAUCCAACAUGCACUGCGGAAGUCCAGUGGGGAUAUCGAUCGCUCAAUGGAUGUUCUGCUCAACCUCUCGUUCUUUUACGAGCAACCGUCGAAUGAGGACGGGGCCAAGGUCGCGAUCCCCAAAGGUAUUGACGGGUUUCACGAUGGCUCGAAUGGGAAAACCGGGCGAAAGAAGAGCCGUAAGCGCAAGACGAAAAACAAGAGCGGCUGGAAACGUGGACACUCGGAUUGUGAGGUGGACUCUAUCUUGCAGGGUGAGCCUUGCGCUGUCAAUAAGUGGGAGGCUGCCCAGAAGGAUAUUGAGUUUAUCCACUCGAGGACGUCUCCUGUCUUGAAGAAGGAAAUGGUUACAUCUACCUAUCAUGCCAAUGGUGCUUCUUUAACAGCAACCAUUCGGUCCCUGGCUGAGUCGCAUUCCCCGAAAGAUGAGCAGGCUAUUAGUCAAGAUACAGUUACAGAAGCGCAAGUUGCCGAGCUGAUCCAGGAGCUUCCUUCUGUUUCACCCACGACUUUUGCUGGUUUGCUCAAGAUUACGAGAAGUUCCGUUUCAGCUGCUAGUGAGCUAGCAGCUGCAAUGGUGACCGCCCCCGUAACCUCAUCAGUGUCCGAGUUGAUUAAAAUUACUACUUCGCCUCCACCUGUCGAUGUUGAGGUGGAAACGCCCAGGCGCCGGAAUGAGGCGCGGGUCAUUCGAGAUUAUGAUCGUGUAACAAGCUCCGCAGGGGCCCAUUUCGCGGCCGGUGCGGAAGCACUCUCCAAAGCCUCGGCAGCAUAUCGACGCGGCAAGUCUGAUCGCCUUAUGGGUGGCGCAGCCGCGUAUUACUCGGCAGUGGGACGAGAUCAUCUAGAGCGGGCAAAGCGGGACGCGGCCGCGGCCGCAGACGCCCUCGUAGAUUCACAGUCAACGUCCACCAUGCUAGAUCUUCACGGUGUCUCGGUGCAAGAUGCCGUUCGCAUUGCCAGCGAGCGGGUCUCGGAUUGGUGGGAGUCUUUGGGAGACGCCAAGUACAUACGCGGUGGUGAAAUAGCCCGGACCGGGUAUCGCAUCGUCACUGGACUUGGGAGACAUAGUCAUGAUGGGACGUCACGCCUGGGUCCUGCCGUGGGUAAGAUGUUGGCACGUGAAGGCUGGAGAGUGGAAGUAGGUGAAGGAGUCUUGACAGUCGUAGGUGUGGUGCGCCGUCGCUGA
Aspergillus alliaceus is the source of this 1671-nucleotide messenger RNA. Its product is annotated as Smr domain protein. The transcript is spliced from 2 exons. Gene Ontology annotation, molecular function: ubiquitin binding. The record is from RefSeq and is a predicted model, not a curated record. NCBI's taxonomy places the organism in Eukaryota, Fungi, Ascomycota, Eurotiomycetes, Eurotiales, Aspergillaceae. Bases 1 to 1671 code for a protein of 556 amino acids.